UCCUCCCGGCACCGGCGGACGCGGAGCCGGCGAGGGGAGGGAGGAAAAAAAAAAAAAAAAAAUAAAGGGGGGGUUGGGGGGGGAAACGAAACGCCACAGGGAAGCAGGGGAGGGGGGGCUCUGCCUGCCUGCCUGCCCGGCUCGGGGGGGGUGGGGGGGUGUUUGCCCUGCCCGCACCCAUGAGCAGGACCACCGGCCUCCAGCGCCGGACCACCUACCUCAUCUCCCUCACCCUGGUCAAGCUCGAGUCGGUGGCAGCCCCAGGGGAGCAGGAGCAGGCGGGGGGGGGAGGCGAUGGAGCCCCCCACCCCGGGCAGGCGGCGGAUGCUGCCCGCGCCGAAGACCCCGGCGGCGGCGGCGGCGGCGGCAAAACCAAGAGGCCCGAGCGGCUUUUCCAGCGCCAGGACGCUCUCUGGAUAAGUACCGCCGGUUCCGGCCCCACCGACGCCCCGGUGACCCCCGGCAGCCCCCGGACCCCCAGUCCCGGCCCAACGCCGACGGGCGAAGGUUCGGUUGCCCCACGGCUCGCCGAGCCCCGCGGCGGGCAUGGCGCCAACCGCCCCCGCUCACCCGCCUCGACGCCUGCCGCCGGCCCGCCCGCCGUGCCCCCCAAACCCGACCCGGCCUUGUUGCCCCCCGCCGUGCCCCCUAAACCCGACCCGGCCUUGUUACCCCCCCCUCCGGUGGUACCCCCUAAACCCGACCUGGCGUUGCUGCCCCCCCCUCCCGCCGUACCCCCUAAACCCGACCCGGCGUUGCUUCCACCCGCCGUGCCCCCCAAACCCGAUGCUCUCGCCCGGGGGGCCAAGGGCACCUUGGAAGCGCCGGGGGAGCGCGGUCGGGCACCCCAGGAGUGCCCCCACCCCUCGGCACCCCCCCGUCGCCCGCUGCUGGGCCAAGCCAGCUGGGGUUACCCCGAGGCUGCCCCGGACGGGGGCAAACCCCCCUCCCACCCGGCACCCGGUGCAUCCUCACCGCACCCAGCCGCCGGCGCCCGCCGGUUACGCCUGGCCGGCACCAAACCCUUCAAGACGGUGACCACCAGCGGUGCCAAGGUGGGCUCCGACGCCAAGACGGGCAAAAGCACCCACAAAACCGCCGGCAGCCGCCUCUCGUGGCCCGAGGGCGAGGGCAAGGGGCGCCCCAAACCGGGGGGCAAAGCGGGUGCCGAGGGCGGCCCCCGACCGCCGGCGCGGGCUCGGCUCUCCCCCCGCAAAGGCAAAAGCAAGACCCUGGAUAACAGCGAUUUGCACCCGGGACCGGGCGGUUUGGCGCCGGUACCCGCUCCCCCUUUGACCGAAACGGGAUUGAAACGGGGGCGCGAAGGCGGCCGAGCCUCCACCCGCGACCGCAAGAUGCUCAAGUUCAUCAGCGGGAUCUUCGCCAAGAGCCCGGCAGCCACCCCCACCCACCCUGCACCCCCCUGGGCCCUGCUCAGCACCGACCUGGGCAGAGGCGCCUCCCCCAAGGCCUUGGUGAACAGCCAGGAAUGGACCCUGGGCCGCUCCGUCCCCGAGAUCCGCCUGGGCGUCCUGGGCAGCAGCAAGAGCGGGAAGUCGGCGCUCGUCCACCGCUUCCUCACUGGCUCCUACGUGGGCCUGGAGCCCACCGAGAGUGGUCAGUUCAAGCGCGAGAUGAUGGUCGAUGGCCAGAGCCACCUCUUGCUCAUCCGGGAGGAAGGAGGCGCCCCGGAUGCCAAGUUUGCCAGCUGGGCAGACGCCGUCAUCUUCGUCUUCAGCCUGGAGAACGAGAGCAGCUUCGAGGAGGUGACGCAACUGCACGAGCUGCUCAGCGGCUACCGGGGCGCCAGCGAGGUGGCCCUGGCGCUGGUGGGCACCCAGGACAAGAUCAGCUCCUCCAACCCCCGGGUGAUUGAAGACGCCCGGGCCCAGGCGCUCUGCGGGGACAUGAAGCGGUGCCUCUACUACGAGACCUGUGCCACGUACGGCCUCAACGUCGACCGCGUCUUCACUGAGGUGGCCCAGAAGGUGGUGGCACUGAAGAAGCAGCAGCAGCUCAUGGCGUCCUGCAAGUCUCUGCCCAGCACCCCCAGCCACUCGGCCGCAUCCACCCCCGUCGGGGGCAUCCACCCUGGCCAGGCCAGCAAUGGUGGCCACACCAGCGACUACUCAUCCUCGCUGCCGUCCACCCCAAACAUCAGCCACCGGGAGCUGCGGAGCGAGACCCCGGCCCCCCUGGGCACCCCCAGCUCUCUGCACCGCGGGGCCAAGCGCCGCACCAGCCUCUUUGCCACGCGCCGGGGCAGCGACUCGGAGAAGCGGAGCCUGGACAGCCGGGGCGAGGUGGCGGGCAGCGGCCGUGCCAUCCCCAUCAAGCAGAGCUUCCUGCUGAAGCGCAGCGGCAACUCCCUCAACAAGGAGUGGAAGAAGAAGUACGUGACCUUGUCCAGCAAUGGGCUCCUCUUCUACCACCCCAGCAUCAACGACUACAUCCACAGCACCCACGGGAAGGAGAUGGACCUUCUCCGUACCACCGUCAAGGUCCCCGGCAAACGCCCGCCCCGCGCCAUCUCUGCCUGCGGCCCCUCCGCCAGCAUCAACGGGCUGGUGAAGGACGUGGGUGGGGGGACGGCACCUGAGGGUGGUGCCGGCGCCUCCCCCGUGGGGCUCAGCCUCCCCCCAGAGCCGGGGAUGAAGGGUGCGGGCAAGGGUGAGCGGUCCCUGCAGCGUUGCGCCUCCGCAUCCAGCGCCAAGCUGUCCGGCUCCGACGGCCCCCCCACCUUUGAGGCCAUAUCCAGCCCCAGCAGCUCAGGCAAAGACCCGCCGCCGUCGCCCAUGAUCGACAGAAAGAAGCACCGACGGAAGAAGCUGAUGACGCCAUCCAAGACGGAGGGCUCGGCAGGGCAGGCGGAAGCCAAGCGCAAAAUGUGGAAAUUAAAAAGCUUUGGUAGUUUAAGAAAUAUUUAUAAAACAGAGGAGGAGAACUUCGAGUUCAUCAUCGUGUCCAGCACGGGUCAGACGUGGCACUUCGAGGCGGGCAGCUUCGAGGAGCGUGACGCUUGGGUGCAGGCCAUCGAGAGCCAGAUCCUGGCCAGCCUGCAGUGCUGCGAGAGCAGCAAGAACAAGGCUCGCAUGGACAGCCAGAGCGAAGCCGUGGCCAUCCAGGCCAUCCGCAACGCCCGGGGCAACUCGCUCUGCGUGGACUGCGGGGCACCCAACCCCACCUGGGCCAGUCUGAACCUGGGGGCCUUGAUCUGCAUCGAGUGCUCGGGGAUCCACCGCAACCUGGGCACCCACCUGUCCCGCGUGCGCUCCCUCGACCUGGACGACUGGCCCCGGGAGCUCACGCUGGUGCUGACCUCCAUCGGCAACGCCACCGCCAACAGCAUCUGGGAGAAGAACCCGCAGGGCCGCUCCAAGCCCACCCACGAAUCAUCCCGGGAGGAACGGGAGUCGUGGAUCCGGGCGAAGUACGAGCAGCGGCUUUUCCUGGCGCCGCUGCCAGCGGCCGAGGCGCCGCUGGGGGAGCAGCUCUUCUGUGCGGUGCAGGAGAAGGACCUGGAGAUGGUGCUGCUGCUCCUGGCCCACAGCAAGAAGGAGCAGCUCAACGUCAGCACCGGUGACAAGGACCGGCGCACGGCACUGCACGUGGCCUGUGAUAUGUCCCUCGUGGUCAUCACCCAGCUGCUGGUGUGGUACGGCGCGGACGUUCGGGCGCGGGACGCGCAAGGCCGCACGGCGCUUUUCUACGCCCGCCGCGCCGGCAGCCAGGAGUGCGCCGACAUCCUGCUGCAACACGGCUGCCCCGGCGAGGGCCCCGGCGGCCCGGCCACCCCUGGGAUACGCCGCAAGAGCAGCUGCGCCAGCGUGGGUCCCUGCGAGCCCCGGACCGCCCUGGUAUAGCCGGCAAGGGGCCCGGCGCCCGCUCGGCAUCCCCCCCCCCCCACCCGGACUGCAGGUGCCCGUGGGCCCCGGCUCGGCCCCGGCAUCACCCACUGCCACCCCACGGUUUGUAUUUUUGAUGCUCUAUUUAUUAUUCAGCUCCCGCUGGGGUCUCUUCUGGUCCUGUCCCCCUGCCAGUGCCACAUCCUCCCCCCCCUCCGACCCCACCGGGGCUCGCGGUGGUGGCACUGCCACCCGGAUGCCCGGGUCCCCCUCCCGGUGCCACCGCGACCCCCCCCCCCCCCCGUGCAUCGUGCCCCGGCGCGGGGUGGGCACCGCGUCUCGGCACAGCCCUGCCGGGGUUGGGACACCAGGGCUCCCGGGCUGGCGCCGUGGCCGGUGACACCCCUGCCCGUGUCACCCCCCCUCAUGCCACCCCUGCCUGUGCCACCCCCCCGCCCCGUGGCACCCUGCUCACAUCACCCCAUUGUGCCGCCCCCCCCCGCGUCACCCCCAGUCGUGUCACCCUCCCCAUGUCAUGCCCAGCCAUGUCACCCCCUCUGUGCCCCCCCCCCCGGCCGUGCCACCCUCCCUGUGCCCCCCCCAGCUGUGCCACCCCAUCCCCUGGCGCAGCCCCCCGGCUCCGUGGCAGGAGCAGAGCAGACCCCCCCCCCCCCUCGUUUUCUACAACAACCUUUU
Molecule: messenger RNA, 4541 nt
Organism: Grus americana (Whooping crane)
Lineage: Eukaryota; Metazoa; Chordata; Aves; Gruiformes; Gruidae
Gene: AGAP2
Product: ArfGAP with GTPase domain, ankyrin repeat and PH domain 2
Exons: 19
Coding region: 180-3863 (1227 amino acids)
Cellular component (GO): nucleus
Molecular function (GO): GTPase activity; GTPase activator activity; protein binding
Source: RefSeq, a predicted model, not a curated record